Messenger RNA from Meleagris gallopavo (turkey), 2258 nucleotides. The record is from RefSeq and is a predicted model, not a curated record. NCBI's taxonomy places the organism in Eukaryota, Metazoa, Chordata, Aves, Galliformes, Phasianidae.
CUGGAGGAGGAGCACCUGGUGCUGCGGGCCGAGCUGGCGCGCCUGGGCCGCCGGCUGGACCUGCUGGCCCUAUGGCUGGCGCCGCCGGAGCCUGUGGAGAAGGACCUCAGCACCCUGUUUCUGGAAGCACAGGACCCUUGCGCUCAUUUUGAGGGCACCGAGGAGUCCGGCAGCCCGGUGGCCCAUCCACCCACUUUCUCCAGCACGCGCCAACAGUCGACCCUGCACCUCUCCCGGAGCGACAGUUUUCCGGUGGAACCGGAGCUGGUGGUGGAGCAGCCCCAGGCGCCGAGGCUGCAGCCAGAGCUGCCCAAUGGCAUGGAGAAGGUGCAAGUGAGGGAAGUGGAGAAAAAGAGCAAGCUGAACGUCGAGGAGCUGAACAGGAUCGAGGAUGAGAGUGUUCUGGAUAAGAUGCUGGAUCAGACCACAGACUUUGAGGAGCGACGGCUGAUCCGCAAUGCCAUGCGGGAGCUGCGCCAGCGCAAGCGAGACCAGCGGGAGAAGGAACGGGACCAGCGGCUGCAGGAGAUGAAGAGCCAGGCUACAAUGAGCAGGGCUGGCCACAACACUGAGACCACCAGCACGCAGAGCACCCAGUCAGCCGAUGGCUCAGCCCGCAGCACUGUCACCAAAACCGAGCGCCUCAUCCAGUCUAAUGAUGGCAGCAAGACUUCCCGCACAACAACCAUGGAGUCGAGUUAUGUGAAGAGAUCAGACAAUGGCAGCAGCAGCACAUUUGUUCAAACCAAAUCAUCCUACAGUUCAUCUUCCAAGAAGACAGGCAGCAUCUUUGACCGGGAGGAUGAGAGUGCCUCAAGGCAGAGCAGCCUGGCUGCGCUGGAACGGCGCCAGGCUGAGAAAAAGAAGGAGCUGAUGAAAGCUCAGAGCCUGCCCAAGACAUCAACCUCACAGGCUCGCAAGGCCAUGAUUGAGAAGCUGCAGAAAGAGGGCGGGAGCUCUCCAAACCCUGCAGCACCGCGUGCAGCUGUGCAGCGCUCCUCCAGCUGUGGUGUCCCCAAUGCCAACAGCAUCAAGCAGAUGUUGCUAGACUGGUGCAGAGCUAAGACCCGAGGCUAUGAGCACGUGGACAUCCAGAACUUCUCCUCCAGCUGGAGCGAUGGCAUGGCCUUCUGUGCUUUGGUCCACAACUUUUUUCCAGAUGCUUUUGACUACAGCCAGCUCACACCCCAGAACCGCCGUCACAACUUCGAGGUGGCUUUCUCCUCUGCAGAGAUGCUGGCAGACUGCGUGCCCCUGGUGGAGGUGGAAGACAUGAUGAUCAUGGGGAAGAAGCCAGACGCCAAGUGCGUCUUCACCUAUGUGCAGUCCCUCUACAACCACCUGCGUCGCCACGAGAUGCGCAUGCGGCAGAAAGAGUGCUAGAGCCUGCCCCGGCCUGCGGCUGCCCGACACCUCACUGCCCCCUCCCUGCAGGGACGCUGGUGUGCGGAGGAGCUGCUGCCCCAUGGAGAGGCUGGCAGCGGGGGUGGAGAGGCUGUGGGGCUGGCGCUGGACAAAGUUUGGGGCUCCUGGGUCACCCGUUGCUUUGGCCUUGCUGGAGCUCCUCGGUCAGCCUCUGCCCCGGCUGGCUGCCAGCUGAAUGUAUGGGCAGGGCAGAACGGUGCCAGGUGGGUGGUGCCUAGGAUGCCACUCUCCCUGCAGCCAGCUUGGCUCUCCUCCCCUCUGCCAUACUCUAGUGUGUUAAGUUAUUCAUUCUCAAGGAGUUCUUUUUACAUGGGCAGGGUCCCUGCUUCCCCAGGGAGGCUGGGGCAGCACAGUACCCUAGGGCCCUGAGCCAGCGUGGGUCUGUGUCUACGUGGCUCAGCCCAUGGACCCUGCAAGCCAGGGCCCAGGUGGGCGCUGCUGGUUUUGGUGCAGCCGGGAGGCAGAGUGCCCUGCUCCCCAGGCGGCCUGAGAACAGUUCUGGGCCCCCUGCAAGGAAGCCUCUCUGCCCACCACAGUCCCUGCUUGGUGCCACCUCCCUGGGGACGGCCCUGUGCCAACACCCUGCUUCCCACCGCACACACGUGCCCAGGGCGCUUCCACGGCGGGGACCUGCAGCACCCCCGUGCUGGGGAGCUGGAGGGGAGCGGGGAGGGCCCCAGGGAGCGCGGGGCCAGGGCCAGGACCAGACAGCCCCCGCGCUCCUCCCCAGCUCUGGGCACCUCGUGCUCAGUGCCACUCGCCCCUUCAUCACAGUCUACACCUGCGUUGACACCAACACCAGCCAGACAAUAAAAGUUUAUUCUAUAGGGUGA